UUUGUGUUGUUUGUUACCAUCACCUUAUCAUCACCUUAAGUAACGUUUAGCAAGAAUCAUCCUUGAACAGGCUUGCAAUCUUGCUCAAUGGUCACUUUGAAAAACUCAUUGCCUUGAAGGUGGCGUGAUUGGAAACAAGGAAAACAGGGUAUCAGGGAGCGUGGAAAGUCAUUGUGUCAAAGAUGUUCUCUUACCUGUCUUCAGCAUUUUCGGCUUUGCCAUUCUCGAGCCUAGCUGCAAGCUCUCUAUCGUCGGCUCUGCAGAAUAGGAUAUUGCACUACCUCCUAAAACGAGCAUUAGGAAGAAUAAUAAAAGAUGGCGACCUCAAAUUGGAUCAGAUCGAAGCAGGUAUCGUGAAUGGAACAGUAGAAAUUCGAAACGUUCAUUUGAAUUCUGAUUUCAUCAAUGAUGCUUUACGACAAUCACCAUUUCGUAUGGAUUAUGGGCUGGUAGGAUCGAUCUUUAUCAAUAUACCCUGGUCGAACUUAUGGGCUGGUCAAUUGAGCAUUGCAAUAGAUGAUGUCGAUGUAGCGCUUUUCAUUGAUGGUUCACAUAUGUCAAGUGAUAUGUCAACAUCCAUGUCGGAAUCCAUCUUGAACGUUGCAGAAGAUGUAUUUGAACAAGAUGCAGAGGGAAGAGAAAUCGAAGAGAGCAUUGCAUCUUUGGUGGAUGUAUCAUCGGAUAUGGAAGAGCAACCGCCGGAAGCGUCAAGUCAAGGUUGGGCUGCAUAUGUCGUUUCCUUAGUUGAUGGUCUGAUUGCUCGACUGCACGUCUCCACGAAGAAUGUUCGCAUACGCUUCAAAAACCAAGAUCAGCCUGCCAACGCUCCUAUCGACAUUCAGCUCCGACUAGACGAUCUCCAACUGAAUCCGGACGAGGGGGACUUGACCAGGAAUGAGCUAUCGCGUUUGCUGACAAUCUCGGGAGUAAGCUUAUGGCUGGAUGAUAGAAGCUCGGAUGACGAGGUCAAUGAUGACGACUCAUCUUCUGCGGGCUCGGAAUCUUACAUGCAAUCUAGCCAUGCAGAUUUGAGAUCGACGAUGACCGAAUCGAUGGCCGAGAGCAUGUAUGCUAGCGCAUACGGUGGCGAUGAGGAUGAUGGAAACGCUUCAAGACGGGCGAUCCCUCUAGGUCCCCAUAUAAUUGCAAGAAGUGUGGGUGAAUCGAUUGAUGUUCGUAUGAAAAUGAUGCGCACCCAGGUUGGAAGCAGGAACACUUUGGUGAAUGUAUCGGUGGGAAUACAAUGUGGACUUGGUGCCAUCUUAGUGACACCCGAUAGUCUUGGCGCUGUAUUGAGAUUUUGUCAAGAUGCUUCUUCGACAUUUACUGCUCUAAGCACGGACGAUGGCAAAGCAGAAGCAAGGAUAAAGUCAAGCUCAACAGAUUACGAAGCGGAUCUUCAGGUCACAAGCAAAGGUUGCCAUCUCAUUUGCGCAUAUGAAUUCGCUUCGCUGAUGACACCACAUUCGUUCAUGGAAUAUCAAGAAUCUGUGGAGAAUUACUGGCUUCGACCAGGUCGCAAUAGUCCACUUGCAGGUCACUUUCGACUUCGUGUGCAGGACUUUGAAGCACGUACGAUGAUCAACCGACAAGGCACGCAACUAUCCCUUCAAAUAGGCGACAUGGGAUUCUAUGAACAACUUGCGGUAUCAUGGACCACGCAGAAGGAAGUCAAUUCUCUAUUACCUAUUCUCAUCUUUGACAAGGGAUUGAUAGAAGAAGAAGAUGAAGAGAAGGGAAAUGCACAUUACGCUACCGAUUGGCGCGCUGCUUCCAUUAAAGGUGCAGAGAAAUCCAAAUCAGGUAUGCUCUUCCGCAAAAUGGACUUUUCCGAGCAAGGGUGGAAAGUGAAGUCACGCAAUCGUCGGCAAUCGUUGCCUUUGGGUUCUCCAUCAGUUGACCCUUGCAUUCGAUUAGAAGGGUGGUUGAGCAAGAAUCCCUCUCGUGAAGAAGAAAAGGAAGGGGUCAGGAUACAGUCUCUACCUAUUCAUCUCUUUGUGGACAAUACCACAGUCGAUCGUACCUUACCAUUAGUGCACCACCUUGGCUUGAAAGCGCGACCGCAAGGAAAAGACAAGUAUGGCUUUGACUCAAUGGCUGCCUCUUUCGAGACUGUACAUGCACACAUUCCCACAUCGCAAAGCGAUGAUGAAACGGUCGAAAAGGAGCAAGCUAGUAUUCUCCCAAUCGCGUUCUCGUGCGAUCUACUGCGAGUACAGCUCCGCAUCUCAGCUACCUCCAACACCAACACCAUGCAGGAAGGGCCGAAGAACGUUUCCCUACGCUCAGGCAUAAUGACACUCGAUUUUGAAGCCAUUGAAAUUGCACAGAAGCAGCAUCUCAGGGCGAGCAAGAUCGAAAAGCACAAUCUUAGAGGAGUCCACUUUGAAUCAGGAAACGAGUCACCCAAGCUGCACGACAUGAAUGUCUCUGACAAGUACGAGAAAGAUUGUAACAAGUCAUUAAAGGUUUCACUGAGACAGAUCAAAGCCUAUUUCACCGAUCUAGAAUCUCAUCAAGCACACUCGAUUGCUUCUAUUGGAUCGUUGGGGUCUGAAGAUCAUGUUGACACGCCAUUACCACCUACGAUCGAGUAUAGAUCCUUCGAAGGUCAAGAAUCGCAAGAUGCUCAAUCGAUCGCUGAUUGUAGACUACCUCUGAUCGAAGUUACCUUGUCAAAGCAUCUUCUUGAUCGAAUCGAGCUCAUGGCAGAUGAUCUGUCGCUAUGGUACACCAACAUACAAGAUUGGAAGGUGCAUUCGGAAGUAGACAAUGCAGCAGAAGCACUCAAGAUUUUGGGAAGUCGAUUUUUUGGUGCCAAACAAAGCUUUUCAACCCUUUCGAGUAGCUCGGAAUUGACUGAAAUUGGUGCCCGUAAAGCCAAUCAAAAGCCUCUCUUUGCCUUGGCUAUUCAAGAAGCUGAGGUUAAACUCUUGGUUGGAAGUAGCGAUAAUGAAAAAGAGGUUUUGUUGCACUCCAAUGACAUCUUGAUCCAUUUUGAUGCUCAACAUGCAGCCAAUUCGACCCGAACGACUGUGUCAAUUGCAACUAUUGAUGUUACUCACCGUCAAGAUAGUGACGGGCCAAAGAAUGUGAUAUUGAAGCGUACUUUGCAGCCCUCAAUCACACGUCGUGCUGCUCCUAUGCUAUCCGUUCAGAUCACAUCUACUACAGAACCUGGCACUUCAUAUCGUGGAUCGCAAAUUGAUCUCCUGGCUCAGAAUUUCACUUUUGUUUAUGAUGGGAAUGAUGCGAUUGUAUAUGACCUGUUGGCCUUCACCCGUUCACCAGAAGGUGCUUUCGAACACGUUCAACCUAGCGAGAUGACAAAGAUUGCCGUGCAGAUCAAAGAGGCGUCCUUGGAAAUUUCUCCGCCAAAGGUACCAGCGCUUGCUGUCGUAUGCAUUGGAAAUCUGUCAGUAAGAACUAAGCUUAUAUCAGACUACCCAAGAAGCAGUUUGCGCAUCAAUCUUGGCGAAACGAGUCUUUUGCUAGGAGAAGGCGUGAAAGCGGAUCAAGAACGUGAAGUUCGAGCAAGAAGAUCGAUUGAAUUGUGGACCGUACGAGGACUUUUCAAGACUGUUAAUGUGGAUGACGUACGCUCCACGAUUGUGUUGAGCAAGUUGACCAGGCCAGAAAUUGACGUCAAGGUGUCAAAGAUGGCCGUUGAGAUUUUAGCUUGCGCAGAUACGUUACAUUUGGUACAAAAGUUGGUCGAAGCAUUCCCUAAACCAACAAAACCAGCUAAGUCGAAAGAGAGCGGCCAAAGGCAAGCUUACACUGGUACUGAGAAUAUCUUUUCAAGCAUUAUUGAGGAUACAUUUAGAAGGGCAAAGGGAUGGAAUGCAUCCGUUGAUUUGGUGGAUGACGAUAUCCCACGACAUCCCGCUUUCUUGAGGGAAAGUGAGAGAGGCAGCAAGGAAGAUGUGAUGGAUGCAAUGUUGGACGAAGAGUUUCUCGAUUCAGCUGAUGAAGAGAAAGGAAAACGAAAGAACAAAACAGAGAACAAGAGCGCGAUCCUUCUGCAAAAUGAUGUUGUUGCUGUUCGAUUGUUGGAUACGGAAAAUGGAAUUGCACCUUCUAGCAACUACUUCACAGAUCCCAACCUGAUUGCUACAGAUAAUUCGACAAGUAAUGGAGAUCAAGCACCUUCUCUACGCUUCACUGUACAGGACUUUGACUUGGUUGUGAGGCUCUUUGCUGGAUACGAUUUGGUCUCUACUAGGACUGCAUUGGAAGAAGAGGCAAAGCGUGUUCGCAGACGCUUACAAAAGAUUCAACAAAUGCUCGAUCAAGGACAGGUGCCCGAUGAUAGUGUUGAAGAAGCAGCUGCUUCACUUUUUGAUUCUGUUCACCUACCUUUACCUCAUGGCAAGGCGGCAGUCGAGAUGGAAGCUGGGGAGCUGAUGAAGAUUGUGGAUGAUGAACUGGAUGACGGAAGUGAGUCUGCUUCUUCUGCCAGUACCUGGAAGCAAUUUGUGCCGGGUAGACUAUCUUCUUCAGGCUCUUCUACACCGACAAAGCGCAAGAGAAGCAAGAUGGCAAGGUCUAAGGAUUCUUUGAUCGAUAUUGAGCUGAAGGGAAUACGACUUGAUCAUCAAGAAUUUCGAACAAAGGGCGAUCUAUCUUCUCGUACAGAUGUGCAGAUUCUCAAAGUACGCAUUCUGGACAAUGUGCCCACGUCGACUUGGCAAACGUUCUUGACCAGUUUAGCAGCCAAUACUCGGGAUGUCCGCUCUUCUUCAAAUCCGAAAGAUAUGGUACGCUUUGAGAUUUUGAAUGUGUUACCGACCAUCGAAGGAGACGCAACAGAAGUUCGCUGCAAAGCAAGAAUUUCGCCUCUCCGGUUGCAUGUCGAUCAAGAUGCGCUAGACUUCCUGAAAAAGUUUUUCACGUUUGAAUUGCCGAAAGGAAGACGUUCAAUCGACGCACGCAAUGAUGACAUUCCUUCGCCAAAGACGGAGAAAGACGAGCAGGGCCCGUUCAUUCAACAUGCAGACAUUUAUGCCAUCAAACUCAAGCUAGAUUACAAGCCAAAGAGGGUAGAUUAUCGAUUGUUAAGACAAGGCAAAACGAUUGAAAUGAUGAACUUUUUCAAUUUUGAAGGAAGUGCAAUCACGUUACGUCAUAUCACACUUCGUGGAAUAAUGGGAUGGCCGAAAUUGUUUGAUACUUUGAACGAAUUAUGGACGCCUGACGUGAAAUCGAAUCAGCUUGCAGACGUUCUUAGUGGAAUAACGCCGAUACGAAGUCUGGUCAAUGUAGGAAAUGGAGUUGCAGAUUUGAUUUUGCUGCCUAUCGAACAUUAUCAACGUGAUGGAAAUUUCAGUAGAGGAUUUAGGGAAGGUGCGAAACGAUUUGUCAAGAGUACAGCGUUGGAAGCUGCACGGAUCGGUGCUCGUUUGGCAUCGGGUACUCAAGUGAUACUGGAACGUGCUGAAAACGUGCUUGGAGGUGAUUUGAGCGGUAGAGAGGGCACAUCGACAUACGUUGCAAAUAUGUCAAGAGAGGAAAGGGAUAUGGCAGAAGAAGGAUCAAUUUUGAUCUCUGAUGAAGAAGAAGUGGAAGAAGGGCAGGCCAAAAAGGCAAAAUUCAGUCGAUUUGCCAAUCAGCCAAACGAUUUACGUCAAGCAAUAGACGAAGCACAAAGAGGCAUAAGCAAAGGUUUCAAUGAAGCUGCUCAAACGAUCUUGGCUGUUCCGAUGGAAGUAUAUGAUCGUAGAGCAGGCGAAGGAGGCUCAAAACCUGUUGUUCGAGCUGUUCCGAUUGCGAUCUUGCAUAGUGCUGCAGGAACAUCGGAAGCCAUUUCGAAAACAUUGCAAGGCGUUCACCGUGAGUUGUCCGGCGUUCAUUUAGCUGACGAUGAAGAGGAGAAAUACAAGAAGCCAAACAGAGGCGCUUCUACCAGUUCCAGAAAUACCACUUCAAGAUGAUUAGAGGGAUUUGUAUUUCUAAUUCACACACAUGUACAUUAAAUAUAAUUUUUGUUCCAGAGUUGAUCGUUUCAACCAAAUGACACAUUGUGCAAAG
This is a messenger RNA of Meira miltonrushii, 6030 nucleotides long. RefSeq lists its product as uncharacterized. The transcript has a single exon. Lineage: Eukaryota; Fungi; Basidiomycota; Exobasidiomycetes; Exobasidiales; Brachybasidiaceae. Gene Ontology annotation, molecular function: phosphatidylinositol-3-phosphate binding. Gene Ontology annotation, cellular component: extrinsic component of membrane; phagophore assembly site. The coding region runs from base 183 to 5933 and encodes 1916 amino acids. The record is from RefSeq and is a predicted model, not a curated record. Gene Ontology annotation, biological process: reticulophagy; piecemeal microautophagy of the nucleus; autophagosome assembly.